Molecule: messenger RNA, 354 nt
Organism: Gongylonema pulchrum
Lineage: Eukaryota; Metazoa; Nematoda; Chromadorea; Rhabditida; Gongylonematidae
Source: the annotation of a GenBank genome assembly
AUGUCGGAUAAGGAUGUGGAGCAGUACAUCAGGCAGAAUGUUGUUUGGGCAAAAUUGCCCGAAGAGAUUCGACUUGUGUUGGGCAGCUCGCAGCGCGAAUACGACAAACUCGUGCUGGAAUACUCGAUCAAGAAUCAGCUUCGAUACAAGGGUAACAUAGUGAAAUAUGUAAAAAAGAACGAGGAAACUUACUAUGAUAUUCUGCUCAAAUACAGUGAAAAUCAUCUGAUGCUCUAUCCGUAUCAUUUGUCCGAUAUUGUGGUACGGGAACUCCGCGUGACACCGUUCAAUUACUACAUCAGUAUCAUGAUGGUUAUUCUUAUGAAAUUCUUGUUUAAGUUUAAAAAAAAGUAA